CGAGCGAAUUCUACAAUGCAAUGAACCAAACGACGUUCAAGUUUGGAUGUAGAAAUGUUCGCUUCAGUGCCGCCAAGAAGUUCUCAGGGAAAUUAAUAAUAUACCAGAAUGAAGAACUCCCGAAGGCCAAGUCAGUGCCCCACGCAUUAUAUUGCGAAAAAGGAUGGUUCGUAAUAAUCAUCCAUGCGCCGGGUAUUAAGAAAGACCAAGUAAAGGUCGUGGUGAGCGGGGAAAACAACAAAAUAGUCACAGUAACGGGCGUUGUGUCUCCUCCACCCUGCCAAAAAAAAUUCAUAAUAAAUAUGCUCCCGACGGGUGCUUUUGAGUUUGACGUUGAACUCCCAGGAAAGGUGGAUACAAUGGCAAUUGGUCAGGUUGCCAUACAAGAUGGUGUCGUCACCAUCAAGGUGCGAGAAGCACCGGAACAACAAUACAUCAAGCUUUCAGUAGUCAAUGAUGAGGAUAGUGACUUAUGA
Paraglomus brasilianum is the source of this 476-nucleotide messenger RNA. NCBI's taxonomy places the organism in Eukaryota, Fungi, Glomeromycota, Glomeromycetes, Paraglomerales, Paraglomeraceae. The record is from the annotation of a GenBank genome assembly.